Messenger RNA from Misgurnus anguillicaudatus (oriental weatherfish), 3046 nucleotides. The record is from RefSeq and is a predicted model, not a curated record. Lineage: Eukaryota; Metazoa; Chordata; Actinopteri; Cypriniformes; Cobitidae.
ACCCAGAUAGAGUAUUUUCAACAUUUGGGGGAGUAAAGUUGCUCUAUCGGUGGAGUUAAAAGCGAGUGUAAAAAUCUGCAGAAACCCAGUGACAAUUUCAACUCUAUGGCAGUGAUGAAUAAGUUACCCGCCACUCUGCUGUGCUCUGUGCUGUCUCAAACGUUUGGCACUCAUUUCGGUGGCGGAAGACUCCGAAGGAGCAACCGAAGGCCACUGAUAUUUCUAGGUAAGUAAAAUCAUGUGUUGUCCACAACAACACGGUAUUUUUUAAACUUUACAUCAUUUUAAAAGUGUGCUGAUAUUAGAUGAGGUCAUAUUACAAGUUAUAGCAAUCCGUAUCGUUCUGUGUUUCUUUAUUUGUUGCAAUAUUUUCACGAAUGAAGUUGUUCAGAAUGAUUUAACUUAUGCGUAAAAUGAUUCGGUCACUAUUACAACAAAAGAUUUAAUACAGUUCAUAGCUAUUCUUAGUUAACGUAUUUCUAGCUUCCCAGACCACGUCAAUCUAGGCUUUUAUAUCAGCAUGCUUCUGAUAGUUAAUGUUGGUCUUUUAAAACGACUUAGAUCAGUGAUUGCAUGACGUGUUUGUUUAGCAUGGCUUCACAAUUUUAAAUGGUUAGUUCGAAUUAAAAUAGCUGAUGAGCUAACUAACUUUGGCACAAUGAAAUGUGAUCGAGAAUACGUGUGUAUUUUUACGUAAAGUGUGGUUGCACCACACGCACAUUUACUUAGGUUUAAAACACACUAAAACCUAUAAUAUCACGUUUUGACUGGAUUAAUACGUUAAUUAUUUAUGUAUUAACAGCUUUACAGACGUACGUAAGUUAUUCCUAUUCAUAAAUAUUAAAAUCGCGGACGUUCAUAUGACAUGCUAUCUAAUAUUUAGUUUGUUUGCCAUGACACACAAAAACGCGUCUCCUAUGCAACAAUAAUUACAACAAACCACAACAUAAAUUCAUAAAAGAUGUUCAUUUUAUUAAUUCGCUGUAAUCCACAUCUUUAAAAUUCAUACGAUUGCGAGGAACUGAUCCAAGUUCAGCCCUUUACAGCCAUCUUGAUCCCAGAUCUCAUCAGCGACUGUUAAGUAAAAUCGCGCGUUCGUAAAUUUAAAUUAAAAUAUCGCCUCACAAAGCUUUCCGACAUAUUGCAUUAUGGCAGUGAUAGUUGAACCAGCCUAACUUUGGAUUUUGAAUAUAUAUUUUCUUUGUAAACAGGGGCAAAAUGCUGUUGCGUGUUCAAUUUGGGGAAGAGCAGAAAUGCGUCUAGCUGUCUGAGCUGACAUUUGAUGCUUUCUUAAAAGAAGUUAAUACAAUAAUAAUACAAAGAAAAACAGCAGAGGAAAGGUGCCUCAGUCAGCAAAUCUCCUAAAGGUAUGUUAACUGAUCAGUGACAUGUGAUUAUAUUGGUGACCUGUGAAUUGUACAGAAAUUAGUUUUUAACAUUUUAUUUUGUCUUAAGUUGGUGGGCCAGGUCGUGUUCGUCAGCCCUUCACCUUUGACAGAACCAUUUGAUAAGGAUGUGGAAACAGUUGCUGUUUUGAGACACUCUGCUGAUGAAAAGACUGUCCGUGAGAAGAUGAAAAUGACCUUCAUAUAUCGGCAAGCAAUGGUCAACGAUGAAGCCAAAUCAUCAGAUGUCUUCUUGGUCUUCCCACGAUUUCUGGACACACCAGGACUGAUAGAACAAGAUUUCAGAUUUCUAUUUGGUGAGGCCACGGCCAACAAAUUCUUGGAGAAGUGGCCAACCACUUUUAAAGCAAAAGUAAUAAAGGAAAGCCAUGGACUUGUACCCACCACAGAACUGUUGGAUUUGAUGCGCAAUGCUGAGUCAGCUGCUGAAGUUGAGAAUGGCUGGGACAGUGACAUGUUGCUGCUGCUACAUCUGCUACCACCGUCUGCACAAGGUAGAAAGAGGCCGGGAAAGCUUUCUGCGUAUCAAGCUGUAGAUCAGCUCAUCAGAUUUCAAAAGGUUGGAACCAGUGUGCAGCAGCAUCUAGACAACAUCACCCAAAGCAGUCAGCCCUACCUUCUCGCCCAGGGAUCCACACAGAGCACCAUUCACUCCUACUUCAUUGUGGUUGACAAGCAUGCACUUCCAUGCAAGGCAACAGGUUCAGUUGGAGCUUUUGAUAAACUCUUUAAAGCCCAUUACGUCUUUGGUACGUCAUACAGUUCUUCCCUGAGCUGCUUUUUCACUUUUGUGCAAACAACCAUCUAUAACAUCGACUUGGGGGAAACAAAGGAGACUUCUAGAGUUGCAAGAAUGGUGCGUUAGUUUAGAUAAAACUAUGAAGUGUUUUCUUUAUGGUAAAAGGAGGUUCUGAAAUUGCUUUGGCAAUGCAAGUGCCCAGUAGCAUUUAGGUUAUGAAGGUUAAUUGGGCUAAACAUAAUGGGUUUGUUUAUCGCCCAAACUUGGUUAUCUGUGGCAAAGUUGAAUCUGAAGUGCCAGUGUUUUAUCAGAUUGAGUCAGUUCUGAUAAUAUUUGAAACUGUUGCUACUCACAGUGCCUUUAGGUACUGUAACUUUUUCAAGAACAUUUCCAUGCAUAUUAGGUGAUCAGAUCAAAGCAGGGAUUUUUAUUUCGUGCUGAUAACCUGCAUUACCCUAGGCCUUUUGACAUACAAAUGUAUGGAGGGAAUGACACAACUCUCCUUGUCAUGACAUAUUGCUUUCUCUGGUAAACAUUUUUAUGAGUUUUUAUACAUGUUUCUGUCAGAGACAAGGCAAUGGGUUUGCAAUGUAAAUUCAAUGACAUUGUAAUGCUUUACAAUAAAUUGUGAGUUCUGUGAUCUUGUGUUAUUGUGCUUGUUUUUAUUUGGAUAGUUGAUAGUUCUAUAAUUCAGUAACACUGGAUCUUAUUAGUUAUAUAUUUUUUAAAACACUAUAGAGAAAUGAAAAGUAAAUAUUACACUUAAAGUGUCAUUUUUUUAAGUAAAAUUGUAGAUAAAUGUACUCUAUACUGUGUAAUUAUAUUACUCUUAACAGUGUGAUUAAACUACAGUGUUAAAUACUUUUACACAUUUCAUUGUUAUUUUUUACACAUUAUUGAG